This is a messenger RNA of Carassius auratus (goldfish), 594 nucleotides long. Its product is annotated as U1 small nuclear ribonucleoprotein C-like. The coding region runs from base 76 to 555 and encodes 159 amino acids. NCBI's taxonomy places the organism in Eukaryota, Metazoa, Chordata, Actinopteri, Cypriniformes, Cyprinidae. Gene Ontology annotation, biological process: mRNA splicing, via spliceosome; mRNA 5'-splice site recognition; spliceosomal snRNP assembly. The record is from RefSeq and is a predicted model, not a curated record. Gene Ontology annotation, cellular component: nucleus; U1 snRNP. The transcript is spliced from 6 exons. Gene Ontology annotation, molecular function: zinc ion binding; pre-mRNA 5'-splice site binding.
ACCCAAACAAAGACGUAAAAGGAUUCUCAUCUUCUACUUCCGGUGGUGUUAGCCCCGCGCUGUUCCGCUGAGAAGAUGCCGAAGUUUUAUUGUGAUUAUUGUGACACAUACCUGACACAUGAUUCGCCAUCAGUCAGAAAGACACACUGCAGCGGACGGAAACAUAAAGAAAACGUAAAAGAUUAUUAUCAGAAAUGGAUGGAGGAGCAGGCUCAGAAUCUCAUCGACAAAACAACGGCCGCUUUCCAGCAGGGUAAAAUCCCCCCCACCCCGUUCCCAGGAGCCCCUCCACCUGGCGGAUCUCUGCUACCACAUCCAAAUAUUAGCGGACCUCCAAGACCGGGCAUGCUGCCAGCUCCACCCAUGGGUGGUCCUCCUAUGAUCCCUAUGAUGGGUCCCCCUCCUCACGGCAUGAUGCCUGGAGGACCAGGUCCAGGUAUGCGGCCACCGAUGGGUGGACCUAUGCAAAUGAUGCCCGGGCCACACAUGAUGCGACCUCCCGCUCGGCCAAUGAUGCAGGCCAUUAGACCUGGAAUGGUGCGACCUGAUCGAUAAAGCCACCAUGCUAUGAUUACUAACCCGAUAUCCAUAAAA